Molecule: messenger RNA, 3694 nt
Organism: Notolabrus celidotus (New Zealand spotty)
Lineage: Eukaryota; Metazoa; Chordata; Actinopteri; Labriformes; Labridae
Product: zinc finger protein 665-like
Exons: 5
Coding region: 113-3205 (1030 amino acids)
Biological process (GO): regulation of transcription by RNA polymerase II
Molecular function (GO): DNA-binding transcription factor activity; RNA polymerase II cis-regulatory region sequence-specific DNA binding
Source: RefSeq, a predicted model, not a curated record
GUGGAGAGUGAGCUCGUAUGGAUGAGCCAGCGUCCGAUAUCAGGAGAGAAGUCACAUAUAAGAGACAGUGUUAAUCUUUCUGUUCCUCCUGUGACUCUGAGGUCAGUGAAACAUGUCAGGACGGGUUCAGGAUCUCAGAGGUUUGUUCAGUGAUCCCACAGGAGGAGGAGGAGGAGGAGCAGCACCGUGCAGAGAAGAAGAAGAAGAAGAAGAAGAGCUCCACCGAGCAGGAACACAGCUGGCUGUGAUUUUAACACCUGAAAUAAAGCUGCAGGCAGAAGUGUUUCCUGCAAAUGUCCAGCAGCUGUCAGGGAUUAAAGAAGAGCCUCCAGAGCAGCAGGAGUGGAACUCCCGUCUGGACCAGGAGGACACGAAGCCCCCGCACAUUAAAGAGGAACUCUGGAGCAGUCCGGAGGGAGAGCAGCUUCAAGGACUGGAGGAGGAUGAUACCACAAAGUUCCUAUUCACUGUUGUCACUGUGAAGAGUGAAGAUGAUGAAGAGGAACCUCAGUCCUCACAGCUUCAUCAGAGACAAGCUGAUCAGAUGGAAACGAGAGAGGACUUUGGAGGAUCAGAAACAGCCUGGAACUCGCAUCCAGGGAGGUAUUCAACACCAGAGAUUGAGGUCCAGAUUGAAGACUCUUCUGAACCUGAGACUGAUGACAGUGAUGACUGCAGGGGGACCAGAGAGAACCAGUCAGGAUUAAACUCAGUUAAAAAUAAGAAGGUGAAGGCUGAUAGACCACACAGCUGCUGCGAGUGUGGUAAAAAUUUUAACUGUCAAGGAAAUCUGAUCAGACACAAGGUAGUUCACACAGGAGAGAAACCCUUCGGCUGUUCAGAGUGCGGGAAAAGGUUCACACAGAAAGAUCAUCUGAUCCGGCACAGAGUGGUUCACACAGGAGAGAAACCCUUCGGCUGCUCUGACUGCGGGAAAAGAUUUACACAAAAAAUCGAUCUGACACGUCACAUGGCGAAUCACAGGGAGGAGAAACUCUUCAGCUGCUCUGAGUGCCAUAAAAGAUUCAACAGGAAGUCUGAUCUGAUCGCUCACAUGGUUCAUCACACAGAGCUGAAACCCUUCAGCUGCUCUGAGUGCAGUAAAAAGUAUUACGAUAAAAGCAGUCUGGCCAGACACGUGCUAGUUCACACAGGAGAGAGACCCUUCAUCUGCUCUGUUUGCAGCAAAACAUUUAAACAGCAAGCGCACCUGACUUCACACAUGCUGGUUCACACGGGAGAGAAACCCUUCGGCUGCUCCGAGUGCAGUAAAAGGUUUUACCGCAAGUGGCAUCUGACCUCACAUAUGCUGGUUCACACGAGAGGCAGAGAGAAACGCUACGGCUGCAGAGUUUGUGAGCAAAGAUUCUCUUGGUGUUCUCAGUUAAACAAACACGAGUGUGUUGGCGGUCAGGCUUCAGAGCUUCAUCAAAACAUUGAAACGGGAGCUGACGAAGAGGACUGUGGAGGUUCAGUACAAGCCAGGAACUUAGAUGUAGAGAGACGUUUACAACCAGAGACUGAAAUCAAGACUGAAGACUCUUCUGAACCGGAAACUGAGGACGUUUAUGAUUUACCAACAACUCCUAACUUCAAGGGGCUUCCUGCAGACUUCCAGCAGCUGUCAGGGAUUAAAGAAGAGCCUCCUGAGCAGCAGGAGUGGAGCCCCCAUCUGGACCAGGAGGACACUAAGCCCCCUCACAUCAAAGAGGAACAGGAGGAACUCUGGAGCAGUCAGGAGGGAGAGCAGCUUCAAGGACUGGAGGAGGAGGAGGAUGAUACCACCAAGUUUCCAUUCACUGUUGUCUCUGUGAAGAGUGAAGAGGAUGAAGAGGAACCUCAGUCCUCACAGCUUCAUCUAAAACAGACUAAAAUGGUGGAAACAGAAGAAGAAGAAGACUGUGGAGGAUCAGAACAAGCCAUGAACUUGGAUCCAGAGAGUGAUUCACAACCAGAGAUUGAGAUCAAGGUCGAGGACUCCUCUGAACCCGAGACUGAAGACAGUGAUGACUGGAGGGAGACCAGAGAGGAUCAGUCAGGAUUAAACUCUGUGGCCGAGAAUAAAUCUCAUAUCUGCCGUCAGUGUGGCAAAGUUUUCAAACAGAAAUACCGUUUGACCAGACACAUGAUAAUUCACAGGGAAGAGAAACCCUUCAUCUGCCCCAGCUGUGGUAAAACAUUCAAAAAGAAGGGGAACCUGAGCCAGCACAUGGUAACACACACUGGAGAGAAACCCUACACCUGCACUGAAUGUGGUAAUAGAUUUAACAGCAAUGGUCAUCUGACCAGACACAUGAUAAUUCAUACCAGAGAGACACCAUUCAGCUGCUCUGAUUGCGGCAAAAGCUUUAAGUAUAAAGACUGCAUGACCCGACAUAUGAUCAUUCAUGAAGUAGAGAAACCAUUCAGCUGCUCUGAGUGUGGGAAAAGAUUUAACCAUAAACACGGCGUGACCAAACACAUGACGAUCCACACGGGAGAGAAAGCAUUAAACUGCUCUGAGUGUGGGAAACGGUUUAAUCAGAAGUCCAGUCUUACCAGACACAUGAGGAUUCACACCGGAGAGAAACCCUUCAGCUGCUCCGAGUGUGGGAAGAGAUUCGGACGAAAGUUUUGCCUGACGACUCACAUGGCCCUGCAUGAAGAAGAGAAACCCUUCAGCUGCCCAGAAUGUGGUGAAAGAUUCAAUCAUAAGUCUGGUCUGACCGCCCACAUGGAGUAUCACGGAGGAGAGAAACUCUUCAGCUGCUCUAAGUGCGGGAAAAGAUUUAACUUUGAGCAAAAUCUGUACAAACACAUGUUAGUUCACACCAGAGUGAAGCUCUACAGCUGCUCCGAGUGCGGGAAAAGUUUUAAGCAGAAGUUUUACCUGAGGCUUCACAUGGCACAUCACAGUGGGGACAAGCCUCUCAGCUGCAGUGCUUGUCACCAAACUUUCUCUCUGCGUGCUCAGUUAAAAAAACACAAAUGUCAAAACCAGACUGAGGAGAAACAAGAGGCAGGAGCUGAAGAAGAGGACUGUGGAGGACCUGGACGAAUCAGCAGCUCUGAUCGAGAGAGUCAUUUACAACCAGAGACUGAGGUCAAGACUGGAGACUCUUCUGGACCUGAGACUGAAGACAGCGAUGAUGAGACAAGAAGAACCGCCGCAGUGCCUGCUAAAAGUCCCAGCUCGAUGGAGCCAAAAGAACCACAUCAACUGUAAAAAAGCAGAGAUGGAAUUCUGAGGACCCCAAACUGGAGAGUGGCAGCAAUGAAAACCAAUUGUUCAUCCAAGGUUCCAAGUUCGGCCAGGGCCUCUUUUCCAGUUUGCCACUCAACGGGCACUGUCCCAGACCUCAAUGUAACUUUGAAGAGGCGUGUCAACCAAGACAACCCAACAAUGUACAUAGUCUUCAGCAUCUCAGGGCGAAUCUCAUCCACCCCUGGCACCUUGCCACUGAGGAACCUUAGGACUACCUCAGCAACCUCUGCUAAGGAUAUGGACGAGGCUUCCCCUUGGUCUUCAGACACCGCCUCCUCCUUGAAGGAUGUGUCAGCUGGAUUGAGGAUUUCCUCAAAGUGUUCCUCCCAUCCCCUGACGAUACACAACCAUGGACGCUUUUAAGAAAGCAAUCAAAACGCACCUUUUCCUCAAGGCCUUUCCCCGUUAGACAUCCCCACCUACCCCCCAGACCCCCUACCUGGCCCUGUG